Salvia splendens (bonfire salvia) is the source of this 2099-nucleotide messenger RNA. RefSeq names its product RNA-binding NOB1-like protein. Gene Ontology annotation, biological process: maturation of SSU-rRNA; ribosomal small subunit biogenesis. Gene Ontology annotation, cellular component: preribosome, small subunit precursor. The transcript has 5 exons. Lineage: Eukaryota; Viridiplantae; Streptophyta; Magnoliopsida; Lamiales; Lamiaceae. Gene Ontology annotation, molecular function: RNA endonuclease activity. The record is from RefSeq and is a predicted model, not a curated record. The coding region runs from base 36 to 1823 and encodes 595 amino acids.
AUUCUUCUUCUUCUUCUUCUGUAUCCCUCUCUACCAUGGAAGUACAAGCUCCGCCGCCGACGUGCUGGAGCAAUAUCCUCAAGCAGCAACCCCCGCAGAAACCACAGAAAAAGCAACAACCAAAUGAAUUUAUCGCCCAAAAAUUGGUGGGGAGCUGCUCAUCAACAAAAGGAAUCGCGGUGGCAGUUGUUGACGCCAACGCCAUAAUCCAGGGAGGAGAGAAGCUCCUCCACUCCGCCGACCGCUUCGUCUCCGUCGCCGAGGUCAUCACCGAAAUUCGCGAUCCCGCCUCUCGCCACGCCCUCCACUUUCUGCCCUUCACUGUUGAUACUCUCGAGCCUUCACCUGAUGCUCUUAAGAAAGUGGCCAGCUUUGCUAGGGCUACGGGUGAUUUGCAAACACUUUCGGAUGUGGACUUGAAGCUCAUUGCCUUGACCUACACACUCGAGGCCCAAAUCCAUGGGACUCAGCAUCUCAGAGACAACCCGCCCGCCAUUCAUGCAGUUAACGUUAAAAGGCUUCCAGAAAAGGACUUGCCGGGAUGGGGUUCUAAUGUCCCUAAUCUCGAGGAAUGGGAAGCGCUAGACCAUGCUGAAGACAAUGGAUCACAUGCCGAUUCUAGAAUUUUGCCCCUCAAAGAUUUGAGCCUCGGUGCUAUUCCAGAGGGUCAAGUUAGUAUGGAGGAUGCUUCCAGUCACGAUGGUAGGUCGUGUGCGGGAAACCAGGAGGACGGUGAUGGUUUUGAAAAACCCAAGAGAUACUAUCCGAAGAAGAAGAGCGAGGUUAAAAUUGAUGGGAAAAAGAUGGUGGCUGGUGGUAUUGAUGCAUCGCUAGGUCAAUCUGAUGAAAACUCUGAUGAUUGGCGACCUGCAGUUAGUCGAAGUACUCAUAGAAGAUUUCUCAGGAGAAAAGCUAGACGUGACAUGAGCGAUGCUUUGUCUGUACAACAAGACACACUGGGUAAUCCAGAUGCUGAAAACAUCGAUGAUGACACAUGUCCAGAGCUUGUUGUGGAUGAAAAUUAUGAGCAAACGGUUAAUGGUUUCUGUAAGGAUGGUAACGGAAAUGCAGAUGUCUCUGAAGGUAUAAAUAAGAUGAAAUUGGAUGAAGAAUGCUUGAUGUCUUCUCAAAAUGGUGAGAGGGAUAAUCUUCCUUCUCAAAGAGAUGAAUUCGGUGGGGUAGAGGCAAUAGAUUCUUCCAGUCAGACAAAUGAAGAUGCUGAUACAUGGCAUACAGAUGAUAUAAGUAGCGAACAGAGCUGGACUCUUAGAUCCUUAUCCGAGUCUAGUGUCGCUUGCAUAACUGCUGAUUAUGCAAUGCAAAAUGUGCUUCUUCAGAUGGGUUUAAGACUUCUGGCCCCUGGAGGAAUGCAGAUUCGCGAGCUUCACAGGUGGGUGCUCAAAUGCCAUGCUUGUUCUAAGGUGACUACAGAAAUCGGUAAGAUUUUCUGUCCCACAUGUGGGAAUGGCGGCACAUUACGAAAGGUUGCUGUUACGGUUAGUGACAAUGGUAUUAUAUUGGCCACACGUCGACCACGCGUAUCCUUACGUGGAACAAAGUAUUCACUGCCUCUACCUCAAGGUGGUAGAGAUGCAAUUACAAAGAACCCUAUAUUACGUGAGGAUCAGCUUCCGCAGAAGUUUCUGUAUCCAAAGACAAAGAAGAAGAAUAAGCAGGACGACGAUUUCUUUAUACCAGAUGACAUUUUCCUCCACCACAAUGAUAAGAAAGCUCCACUCCAGCCUCCGGUUAGGAAAGCACUUGCUGUCUUCAGCGGGAAGAGGAACCCCAACGACAUCCGUUAUGCCCCUCGAAAAUGCUAAGCACCAUACUUCUAUAUCUACUUUUGCUUAAAUGCAUCGAUUUUGUUGUGGUUAAUGUUCGAGACGAGAUGAGUCAGUGAUUUUUUUUUCCUUUUCCUUUUCCUUCUCUGUUGUGAUGUAAUCAAGUUUUGCUCUGAUAGGUUUUUGGAUACUUCAAAUGAGUCAUGGUUCAUUGUGUUAGCAAAACUCUAUCUACUUAGUUUAGUUUUGUGAAGUUUCACAAAACCACACUAAACAUGAUCAUUUAUUCAAAGUUUAAAGUAUAGUAUUUAUCAA